Messenger RNA from Chara braunii, 2849 nucleotides. The record is from the annotation of a GenBank genome assembly. NCBI's taxonomy places the organism in Eukaryota, Viridiplantae, Streptophyta, Charophyceae, Charales, Characeae.
GUACGACGGCCUUCAGAUGUAUCAGCGCGAUCCGCCGGCGGAACUCCUUGUCCUCGUUCACUUCCCGUGUCCCCAAUGAGUCUCGCUUCGAUCUCCGUUUUUUAUCUCCCCUCCACCUUCCCCACCUUCUAGCAGUCUGACAUGCAUCCUCGCCUUUCCUAUUGUCUAAAGCCUCUUGUUGUCCCCCUUCUUCAUCCUCCCCAUUGGAUCCUGUGGCGCGAGGAUUUCAUCGAGCUUUCCUUGUGUUUGGUUGAGGUACGGCUGACGUGGACCGAGGACGGAGUGCACCCACCUCGCAUAGAGCGUCUGGAGUUGUUGUUUAUCCGGGCCUGGCGCACCAACGUGGAGGGAGAGCUUCUCGCAUUUUUAUUUGGAACAGUGCGGCCCGGUCAUCGGGAACUUAUCGCGCAAGAGUUCACGAUCCCUGUAGCGCAGCUGGCGGAUGAUCUCCCUCUCUACAUUAUCCCGCAAGACGACGAGCAUCCGGUUCCCCACGUGCUUUCUCGCACAUUGACACCUUACCUUCAGUGGUCGGCUUGCGUAGAGGGAGCCGCCGAACGCAUCCCGUCGUCGCAGCAACAGUAUUUGGAUCCCCGGAUGACUCUCGAUCCUGCCUUCUUCAGGUACCCUACAGCGGAGCAGUUUGCUGCCAUCCGAGAAGAAGAGGAGGAAGAAGAGAGCAUCGGGAGUGACGAAGGAGAAGACGCGCGGGAAGAAGGCGGGGAUAGCGACGAAGUGCUCGGUGAAGAGGACGAAACCCCCGAGGAAGGAAGCUAUAGCGARCAUAGCGAGGGGGAACAGAGCGAAGAAGAAGAAGACGAGGAAGGAGAAGAGGAGCACGAAGAGGAGCACGAAGAGGAGCAGGAAGAGGGGCCUGCUGGAUCAGAGUCGGAAGCUGUGUCGGAGGAAGCACUGCGUAAGGGCACGAAGGCCGAAGAUCCCGAGACGGCCCACAAAAGAGAAGAGAUCGCAGCCGGGAAGGAGGAGUUAGAACUCGCAAGUGCAGUGAGUCUGCACAUCCACGACGACCCAAACCGAGAUCUGGAGCCGCCCCGACCUGAAGAUGGCGACCUCGCGGCCACGACUCCGACCCCAUCAGCGCGGCGACGGAGCCGAUCCCCCUCCUCCCCAACCCGUCCCCCAGUUCGCCGAUAGGAAAAAGAAGCGAUGAGAUGCAGGCCACGCGAUGCACGCAUUUCUGACCCGCCACUCGACAAUCCUGUCGAGUUGGCCCUCGCUGAAGGGAAGGUGUUUACUGGUGAGAAGCGCAUCACAUACGUCCACGUUAUGGGGAAAGAAGCCACAUUUGAUGGCAUCUAUAUGGACGUAUGGGACCAUACAGCAAUGCGGAAGGAUGUCGUCGCAGCCAGUAACAUUGCAGCGCAUGUGAUUCAAAAAGGGCAGUUAUACCAGCAUGUGGCCCGUGACAUGUACGGGUACCAUGUCAACUGGGUACCUGGUUCUUUGCAUCCAGCAGUUGUUGAUGGCAAAGUGACACUGCCAGCAAGGAUGCAAUCCGGUGAGUGGCUGCCUUUGGGUUGGAUGCAUGCUGGCAUUGUGGAGCAUUGGCAGUUCUUGGUGGUGGUGACACGUGUUUCCGUUUGCAAUCCUCAUGUGAGGGACCGGCGAUUGCUGGAGGAACACGCUCAACGUUGUUGGGAGAAGAUAAGGGAGGAAGAUCGGCAGAUGGUGUGCAUGGGAUAUGACGACCACAAUGACCGGGCGAUGUGGUUCAUUGUGGAAGACGCGUGCACCGACCAACCACGGCCCUCGACGAAUAACUUGUUGCUGGAGGGCAUUCGACGCAGAUACGGGUGCACAUCACUACUUGGGUGGGUCCCUAUCGUUUGUCCCAUGACAUAUGAGCAUGGGGAACAGAUGUGCAUGAGAUUGAGAGAUCCUUUGGGUGUCCCUUUCCAGCUCACGUUCAUGGAUGGACUGCUGCGACACAUUCAGUACGCGGGUGAUGACGACGGUCGUGCUGCAAUCAACCCUCAACAAACAGCACAGCAGCAGCAGGACAUUUCACAUUUCUCCUMUGAGGUYGACGCCCCRGAAACGRCACAUGAUGGGGGAUGUUCUCACGCACAGCCCGACGACGGUGACACCCCUGUGGAGCACGUGACAGGGAGGGCAGAGAAGAAGAAGAAGCAGUGCACGUCCAGACCRCCUCGUCAUCCCAGGAGUCCCACAAAAGCAAAAGGCAAAGAAAAAGUUGUCCCACGUAGAGGCGAGACUCCCAAAGCAGCCGCUGCCCCAACUCCUAAGCGCAGGCGCCGCCCGGGGAUGGUAGCAUUGGCAGAGAUUCGGCAACUCCAACGAUCUACUAACUUGUGCAUCGCUUUGAGGCCAUUUAUGAGGGUAGUGGGCGAGAUCGUCGAAACAGAUAUCGCACCGGGGGAGUCUAUGAGGUUUCAGAUGAGCGCCAUACGUGCGUUGAUGGAAGCGACGGAAACAUAUCUCAUCAACCAUUUCGAGAGAACGAACAUCAUUGCUAUCCACUGCAAGAGGGUGACGAUCCAGCUGAAGGACCUGAGGUUGGUUGAUAACUUGUCCAAGGCUCGUUGGGAAUACAGAUACCAAGGCAUUACCGACGAGCAGAAGAGAGCAGAAAAGCUACGGAAGAUGAAUGCUGCAAGGCAAGAGGAGAAAGAUGCGCGGGCGGGGAAGGGGCUGUCAGGGAAGACAGCAGCAGCACGCAAAGGCGGUGACACUCCAGCGGCGUCAUCGAAGAGGAAAGGAGCCCCGCGUAAAGGCAAUGCAGCAAAGAAAAGCACGAGAUAAGAACACAGUGAAGACUGCACUGAGACCGCGCCACGUGACUUGCAUUGACUUGCUGUUAUCUGCAG